GUACUAACAACUGAUCUCGUUUUCUGUAUAAAAUUAGAUUCAACCAUGGCCCCUAAGAAGAUUAUUAUCGAUACCGAUCCCGGCAUCGAUGACAUCCUUGGUCUCUUACUUGCACUUUCUGCAACACCAGAGGAAGUGGAAGUUCUUCUUAUCUCGCUGACCUUCGGUAAUAUCGAAGUGAGAAGCUGUCUUCGUAAUGUCGUCUCGAUGUUCCAUAUUCUCGAACGAGAGAUGCAGUGGCGCCGGGAACAAGGCCGCCCUGAAGGUUUUGGUGCUCUGCGCUCUUCUCCACCGGUCGUCGCAGUUGGUGCGGAGGAUCCCCUAGAGGACCAAAAGAUGCUGGCUGACUAUUUUCAUGGAACCGAUGGUCUGGGAGGAAUCCAUGCCAGCCAUCCCCACCUUACUCCCAAGGAGACCUGGGAGCAUCUCUUCGAUCCGUCGGCUGAUCCCGUUGAGGUCAAACCCGUCCCGACGGGCAACCCGUCACGCCCGUCAUUCAUUCCUUCGAAGCGGCGGGCACACGAAGAGAUCCUCCGUGUUUUGCGUGAAAAUGACCCGGACACCGUUACUCUGGUGGCAGUCGGACCUUUGACCAACCUCGCAUUGGCAUCGGCAGCUGACCCAGAGACGUUCCUGCGUGUCAAGGAAGUGGUAGUAAUGGGUGGAGCCGUAAACGAACCUGGCAAUGUAACCCCAGCCGCCGAAUUCAACGCGUACGCCGACGCAUUCGCAGCCGCACGGGUCUAUGCCCUGACAUCACCCUCGCCGAAGAGCACAACACCAGCCAACUCAAGUCUCCCGGAUUACCCUACUAACCUCAGCAAGCAACUUACCCUUCGCAUCUUCCCUCUAGAUAUUACGCUCCGCCAUGGUGUCUCUCGCGGCCAGUUCCGGGAGGCAGUCACGCCACUCCUGGAGAAAGGCUCGCCGUUAGCGGAGUGGGUGUCAGCCUUCAUGGCUCACACUUUCCGCACCGUCGAGAAACUGCAUACUGGGCGUGUCGGUGAUGAUGUCGAACUCAGUUUGCACGACCCCGUCUGCGUGUGGUAUGCUAUCACCGCGGAUGAUGAGAAUUGGAAGCCGUCCCAGACCUCGCCUGAGGAUAUCCGCAUCGAGACCACCGGGCAGUGGACGCGGGGACUCUGUGUCAUUGACCGACGGAACAGGCACCGUAUUGAAGGCGACGAAGAACAUUCGAGUGACCAUGGUCUCUGGCUGAGCUCGAGAGCCGGUAAUCGUGUCUGGAGAAUGGAUGCCUCGCCUGUGGAGAACAACUUCGGGGCUGUUCUUCUUGGCAGACUGUUCACUUGAAGUGAACAGCGUAUCUAAGUCAGGAUGUAAUGUGGAUACUGUUAUGUAGAUGUUAUGGAUUGAUAGAAUCAAAGUACAUAUCCAUUGAUUGAUCAACGAGUUUUACGGUUACAAGAUAGGCUGAUAGUAAUAUUUUCUGAAGAAA
Molecule: messenger RNA, 1456 nt
Organism: Aspergillus alliaceus
Lineage: Eukaryota; Fungi; Ascomycota; Eurotiomycetes; Eurotiales; Aspergillaceae
Product: putative nucleoside hydrolase
Exons: 6
Coding region: 46-1311 (421 amino acids)
Biological process (GO): purine nucleoside catabolic process
Cellular component (GO): cytosol
Molecular function (GO): purine nucleosidase activity
Source: RefSeq, a predicted model, not a curated record